Messenger RNA from Alternaria postmessia, 1205 nucleotides. RefSeq lists its product as uncharacterized. The record is from RefSeq and is a predicted model, not a curated record. The annotation marks the transcript as partial. Lineage: Eukaryota; Fungi; Ascomycota; Dothideomycetes; Pleosporales; Pleosporaceae. The transcript has 2 exons.
GACCUGUCCCCAAAGCACUAUACUUAGUCGCCCUACGAAACGCAGGUAUGCAGGGCGAGUACGUCAUGAUCUCCAAAGAGGUACUCUCUACCUCCAGCAUAUCGCCUUGCGGGCCUCUUAAUCAGCCACGCGGAUCCGAAGACAUGACCCAGAGUAACGGAAACCACUCUCCGUCAUCUGCUAUCUGCAAACCGUCGUCAGUAGCUCAUUCUCCCAAAGAAUUUGCCGCAAUCCCGGAUUCGCAAGGCAUCAACGAUAAUAACAAGCAUCUACCCGAGGCACAGUGCGGAGAGUCUCGAUCAGAUGAACCUACAGUACAACAGACCAAGGCAGUUGGCUCGUUCACCGACAAAGAAUUGUCUGCUACAUCUCGACUGCUGCCUCAUGGAGAACCUAGUCUUGCAGGUACAGAGAACAGUCGCCCUUAUUCAUCGUCUUCCCCACCGCCUCCGCCACUUGAGCCGUCGUUCAGCUUCCCAGAAGUCGACACACCAUGCCAGUUCAUCCAAGUACAAUACUCCGACUGUCCUCCCUCCGACUCUGCAAACUUAAUGAUUCGUAUCACGCCCCAUUUCCGCAAUGCCUCGGUGUCGAAGCAUGCAGCCAGCAUGGCAGAUUACAAGGAGUUUGAGUGGCUUCUGAGACACGGCACUUCUGGGGUCUGGUACGAGAAGCCUACCAACGCAUAUCUCAGGAGUGUCGGAACGCCCGGGGCGCCCCAAGAAUUAACUCCCCUACUUGACGCACGACCAGUGAGUAUAGAAACGCCCAAGGUAUGGGCCUCCAAGCCCACAACGACACCGAUAGACGACCGUAUCUUAGAAUGUGUUGCCGCACAUGACAUCAAUGAAGGCUAUGCUGAGUCAUGUCUUGAAUGCACUAUUGCAAAGUCCGAAGCCCUCAAGAACACCCCGCUCGUCUACUGCCUAGUUUUCGGCACUUAUCAAGCUAGGGACCCGUACAUCCAUGCUUCCCACUUCAACGGCCGCCAGAUCUACAAGCUUGUCAAGUGUGGUAGUCGCGAGGCUGUCGUUGAGGAAGCGUUCUACACAGUCGGAAUCGAAGGUUGGAGUCUCGUUUUCAGCUGCGUCAUGAAGCUAGGUGAAGGGUUUGAAGAAAGAUCUAAGACGGCUAAGAAGGUCGAUAAACUGUGGAUGCUGGCUGAAGAGGAUGACGAUGAAAAUAACAUCAAAGUCUUCUACUAA